UAUAUUAGGAAGUGGUUCACAUAGAAGGAACAUCUCUGUGACGCGGUCUGCCUCCGCAGCACAGAUCUCCUGACAUCUUCCGUGGGGAAGGGAUGAUGUAGAGCUGGUAGGCUGGCUUGGAGAGGAUCAUCCUUAAGUGAUAUCCCAAACGUGACUUUCCAGGACCUGAGAUUUUUUUCUCUUAUCCUUACAUCAAAGGGGUGUUCUAGAGCUGUGUUGCCCAAUAGAACUUUCUGUGUGGUGGAGAUGCUCAGUGAGUCCAUGUGCUGCGGAGUACCUGAAAUGUGGUCACACAACUCAGGACUGGAUUUUUAAUUUCAUUUAAUUAAUUUGAAAUUUACAACUUCCCUCCUGAAUAGCAGAAGACCAAGGCCAGAAAGCUUGGACUGUACUGAACUUAGAAAUGUUCUGAGAGCGGGCUCUGAAGGUGUCUGGAGUCUUACAGGAGGGCCCGGCUGCCCCCAGAUCAGUGCUUCUAGGGAGUCCCUUCACACAACCACCUUUGGUGAGGGGCCGUUCUGCCCCCAUCAUGUCAGCUCCUGGGUGCUUGCAGGAACCCAGAGAAAACCUGCAGGGGAAUCGGUUGCUUCCAAGGUGCUCACAUUACAGAGUGGCCUAGAAAAGGUCUCUCGAAUCAGCUAGAAGGCUGGUGGCCCACGCAGCCCGAGUCCAGGGCUCAGCCGGCUCUGGGGCAGCUCUCCUGCGGAUGAAUGGGCCCAAGGCCCCCGUGGGGCCACUUGCAGGAUUACUGGGGCCCCAGGUCCCAGGCAGCCACCGCUGGCUUCUACCUUCACAGCUAAACUGGGCCCAUUUCCAGUGGUCAUUGACUCCGUCUGUACUUCCACUAAUUUUUCUGCUGGGAAUGAUUGACAAAGGGGAGAAAACCAUUGUGUUGUGUGACGCGUUUGGGGACCUUGUGGAAAAACAGUCUGAGGGCUGUUUGUUCAUCUGGAGGGCUUGGCAGCGGAGGGUGAAGGUUCGUUGGGUCCGAACUCCAACUCUCCCUCUGCCUGGCCUGUUUCCGAAGAGUUAACUUGGGGCACCCGUGACGUCAGUCCUGAUCUUUACACCCUCCGCUUGAGCAAUCGCCGCCUCCUCGCGGGGCCGGCGCUCAUUGGCUGCGGGCAGGACUUCCCCCAGGCCGGCUUUUCUCAAUUAAGUAAAAGGGCAGGGCCCGAGUCGCUUAUGACAGCUGCGGCCCCGGCUUCCCUGGAGCAAGUGUGCGGCCCGGGCUGCGUUCCCCGGCUCCCCUCGGCCCCGCGCGCUCGGCUCCCGGUCAGCAUGCUCUGCCUGUGCCUGUACGUGCCGCUCAUCGGGGAGACCCAGACUGAGUUCCAGUACUUCGAGUCCAAGGGGCUCCCCGCCGAGCUGAAAUCUAUCUUCAAACUCAGCGUCUUCAUCCCCUCCCAGGAGUUCUCCACCUACCGCCAGUGGAAGCAGAAAAUUGUGCAAGCUGGAGAUAAAGACCUCGAUGGGCAGCUCGACUUUGAAGAGUUUGUCCAUUAUCUCCAGGAUCACGAGAAGAAGCUGAGACUGGUGUUCAAGAGUUUGGACAAGAAGAAUGAUGCAGGCCGGAUCGAUGCCCAGGAGAUCAUGCAGUCCCUGCGGGACCUGGGAGUCAAGAUAUCCGAACAGCAGGCGGAGAAGAUUCUCAAGAGAAUACGAACGGGCCACUUCUGGGGCCCUGUCACCUACAUGGAUAAAAACGGCACGAUGACCAUCGACUGGAACGAGUGGCGAGACUACCACCUUCUGCACCCUGUGGAAAACAUCCCCGAGAUCAUCCUGUACUGGAAGCAUUCCACGAUCUUUGAUGUGGGUGAGAAUCUGACGGUCCCUGAUGAAUUCACAGUGGAGGAGAGGCAGACGGGGAUGUGGUGGAGACACCUGGUGGCCGGAGGCGGGGCGGGGGCCGUAUCCAGAACUUGCACGGCACCCCUGGACAGGCUGAAGGUGCUCAUGCAGGUCCAUGCCUCCCGCAGCAACAACAUGUGCAUCGUGGGCGGGUUCACGCAGAUGAUUCGAGAAGGUGGAGCCAAAUCGCUCUGGCGAGGCAACGGCAUCAACGUCCUCAAAAUUGCCCCCGAGUCGGCCAUCAAAUUUAUGGCCUACGAGCAGAUCAAGCGUCUCGUGGGGAGCGACCAGGAGGCUCUGAGGAUUCACGAGAGACUUGUGGCUGGGUCCUUGGCGGGGGCCAUCGCCCAGAGCAGCAUCUACCCGAUGGAGGUUCUGAAGACCCGGAUGGCCCUGCGCAAGACAGGCCAGUACUCGGGCAUGCUGGACUGCGCCAGGAAGAUCCUAGCCAGAGAGGGGGUGGCCGCCUUCUACAAAGGCUACGUUCCCAACAUGCUGGGCAUCAUCCCCUACGCUGGCAUAGACCUAGCCGUCUACGAGACGCUCAAGAACGCCUGGCUGCAGCGCUACGCGGUCAACAGCGCGGAUCCUGGCGUGUUCGUGCUCCUGGCCUGCGGCACCAUGUCCAGCACCUGCGGCCAGCUGGCCAGCUACCCACUGGCCCUGGUCAGGACCCGGAUGCAAGCCCAAGCCUCCAUCGAGGGCGCUCCGGAGGUGACCAUGAGCAGCCUCUUCAGACAGAUCCUGCGGACCGAGGGGGCCUUUGGCCUGUACCGGGGGCUGGCCCCCAACUUCAUGAAGGUGAUCCCAGCCGUGAGCAUCAGCUACGUGGUCUACGAGAACCUGAAGAUCACCCUGGGCGUGCAGUCGCGGUGAUGGGCCAGGGGCAGCCGCGCCUCGCUCGACGGACUCACGGAUCCCGGGCCCGCAGCCCUGGGGUGCGCAGCCAUCCAUUCUGUGAAUGUGCCAACACUAAGCGGACUGAAGCCAAGCUGUGAAAAGCCUGGGAUGUGCCCGCGAGGGAGUGGGGGAGGGCCUGGCGGGCCCACCGGCUGCGUCCUGCUGACCCCGGCCGGCCGGCACAUCUGUCCAGGGGCCAGCAGGACACGGGCAUGUGCACGCGGGGACGCGACGUCUGCCGUGGCGCCUGCCGGACGGACGGACGGCCGCGCCCGGAGCCGGCUUCGUUCUUCUUCCAUCGCGCGGCCAGACCGCUGGCCGCGGGCCCUGCCCUUUGGCCUGCCGGGCGCCCACCCUGUGCCCGUCUUGC
Messenger RNA from Mustela erminea (ermine), 3124 nucleotides. It is a transcript of the gene SLC25A25, whose product is annotated as solute carrier family 25 member 25. Lineage: Eukaryota; Metazoa; Chordata; Mammalia; Carnivora; Mustelidae. Gene Ontology annotation, biological process: transmembrane transport. The coding region runs from base 1186 to 2730 and encodes 514 amino acids. The record is from RefSeq and is a predicted model, not a curated record. Gene Ontology annotation, cellular component: mitochondrial inner membrane. The transcript has 11 exons. Gene Ontology annotation, molecular function: ATP transmembrane transporter activity; calcium ion binding.